Spathaspora passalidarum NRRL Y-27907 is the source of this 2325-nucleotide messenger RNA. RefSeq names its product peptide alpha-N-acetyltransferase complex A subunit. Gene Ontology annotation, molecular function: protein-N-terminal amino-acid acetyltransferase activity; protein binding. Gene Ontology annotation, cellular component: NatA complex; cytoplasm. The record is from RefSeq and is a predicted model, not a curated record. NCBI's taxonomy places the organism in Eukaryota, Fungi, Ascomycota, Pichiomycetes, Serinales, Debaryomycetaceae. Gene Ontology annotation, biological process: N-terminal peptidyl-methionine acetylation. The coding region runs from base 1 to 2325 and encodes 774 amino acids. The transcript has a single exon.
AUGGUGACAAAGAAGGCAAGUCCAAUCUUUGCCAGUAAAGAAGAUAGUAACUUCAGAGAAGCAUUGAAGCUUUAUGAUGCCAAACAAUACAAAAAGGCAUUGAAAUUAGUUGAAGGAAAUUUGAAGAAGCAUUCUCACCAUGCUGAAUCUUUGGCCCUUAAAGGCUGUAUUACCUUUCACAUUGGAGCUAAGCAAGAUGCAGAACCAUACAUAUUGAAAGCAGUGGAAAAAGAACCCACAAACUACUUAGUUAACCAUUUGGCAGGGUUAUAUUACAGAUCAGUUGAAGAUUAUCACAAGGCUGCCAAAUGGCUCAAGGCUGCCAAUGAUAAUGGAUCACCAAACAAACCUAUAUUAAGAGACUUGUCGUUUAUGCAAUCCCAAAUUAGAGAUUACAAGAACUUGAAGGAGUCGAGACAACUUUAUUUAGAGCAUCAGCCUGGUUAUAGAGCCAACUGGACUGGAUUAGCAGUUGCUCAGCAUUUGAACAAGGAAUAUCAUGCUGCUGUUUCUACUUUAGACAAGAUUGAAAAUAUCAUAAAGGAGCACCUUACUGAUGCUGACAUGUAUGAACAAAGUGAAUGUGUUUUAUACAAGCAUCAAAUACUUAGCGAAGCUGGUGACUACGAGAGAGCACUCAAGGCUCUUGAAAAUGAUAAAGAUAGUAUUAAGGACAUGUUGUCCUACAUGGAAUACAAGGCCAAGUAUCUUCUUCUUUUGGGUCAAAAGAAGGAGGCUUCUCUAAUCUAUCGUGAGCUUUUAAAGAGAAAUCCAGACAAUAUUUCCUACUACCCCUUAUUGGAAACUGCAUUGGACACCACUUCUAAACCAGAGGAGCUUAGACUUAAAUUAUACGAAAAGUUGGGCAGAUAUUACCCACGUUCCGAUCCUCCAAAGUUCAUUCCAUUGACUUUCCUUUCAUCAGAAGGUGAUUUGUUUGCAAAGAAGGCCAGAGAUUAUAUUAUCCCACAAUUGUUAAGAGGGGUUCCAGCCACAUUCGUCAAUGUCAAGCCAUUGUAUUUAAACCCUAAGAAAUCACAAGUUAUUGAAGAAAUUGUAUUGGACUUUUACCAACACGAUUUACCAAAACUUGAAAACCCAACUGUUGCCGUGUGGACUGAAUACUUCUUGGCCCAACAUUACUUGUACAAAAAUGAUUUAGAUUCUGCCGACAAGCACAUUGAUCUUGCAUUAGAGCAUACUCCAACUUUGGUUGAAUUAUAUAUCGUCAAGGCAAGAAUCAUCAAGCAUAGAGGUGAUUACGUCAAGGCCAGUGAAGUCAUGGACGAAGGGAGAAAGUUGGAUUUACAAGAUAGAUUUAUCAAUUCUAAAACCACCAAAUACUUAUUACGUGCUAACAAGGUUAACGAGGCAAUUGAUUGCAUUUCCUUAUUUACUAAAUUGGAUGAAGAUGCAAUUAAUGGUUGCAAGGACCUCCACACUAUGCAAGUCAGCUGGGUAUUGGUUGAAAGUGCUGAAGCUUAUACCAGAUUGUAUCAUGAAUAUCAAGCAAAAUUGAACGAAUUGAGAAAUUGUGAAGCAGAAGAAAAUGAGGAAUUAACUCAAGAAUUGCUUGAAAAUAUCGAAACCUACAGAGGUUUGGCUCUCAAAAGAUUCACUUCGAUUGUUAAGCUUUACAAGAUUUUCUACAAUGACCAAUACGACUUCCAUUCUUAUUGUAUGAGACGUGGUACCCCAAGGGACUACAUCGAUACUCUUAGAUGGGAAGACAAAAUUCAUUCUACUCCUAUCUAUACAAGGGCAUUGAAGGGAUUAUCUGAGUUGUAUUUUGAAUUGUAUUCCGAGUCUUUGAAUGACAAUGAAGAAUCAUCUCAAGAAGUCAAGAUCAAGAAGACCAACAAGAAGCAAAAGAAAGCCAAGGCACAAAUGAAUAAGAAGAAAACUGAAUUUAUCGCUAGAGUAGAAAGUGAAAAGGAAGACGCAGAUCCAUUGGGUGCUAAGCUUUUGCAUGAUUUACAAAAUAGUGAUGUUAUUGAAGCAUUAUUUGAAUUGUUUAAAUCUUUGAUAGAAGAAGGCAAGGAUUUGGAAUUGACUUGGAAGGUUUUAUUCAAAGUCUACUUGAUCCAAGGGAAAUACGUCUUGGCACUUCAAGCGGUCAAGAAUUUGAAUAAGGUUCUCAAUCCUUAUGGCGAGAAGAAGUUGCGUGAAAUCGGAUCUAGAGUUGUAGAAUUGGCCACAACAUCCAAAAAUGAUGACAAGGCUAAUGCAGCUAUUGUCAAAGUUGUUGAAAAGGGAUUACACUCUGCAUUCCCUGAAUUCGAACAAUUAUCUACAGACGAAUUUCUUGAACUUUACAAUCAAUAA